This is a messenger RNA of Petromyzon marinus (sea lamprey), 5150 nucleotides long. The record is from RefSeq and is a predicted model, not a curated record. NCBI's taxonomy places the organism in Eukaryota, Metazoa, Chordata, Hyperoartia, Petromyzontiformes, Petromyzontidae.
UCGUCGAGAGCGCCCUCCCGUGGCAAACGGAAGGGGAGAGAUAGGGGGAGGUUUAAAACGAGCGGUCAUGGACACCUCGUCUCGCUCGUCUUCUCCUCUUCCUCCUCGUUCGUCUCCGUCUCCACCACCACUACCACCACUGCCGACGACUGUUCCCGCUCUCUUCCCAGCUUUUUCCGGCGCCCAAGACGCCGACACUGACGCCUCAAGGGGCCUGGGCUGGCUCAGCAACCAGAGCUUCCGGACUGUAGAUGCCUUGGCUCUCAACAGCCGCAGCAUCUGUCCGAGGCGGUGCUCAGAUAGCAGCUACAGCUCCUCUUCCGAGGAUUCUCAAGACAACGAUCACCAAAGAAGCCCGUUCCGGAGAAGCCCAGUCCGGAGAGGCCCGCAUCGGAGCAGUGCUGAUGAUGAUGGUGAUGAAGAGAGGAGGAAGGCAGCUGGAGAAAAGAGGAGAAAGGAGCAGAAGAAGAAGAGCAGCAGCAAGAAGAAGAAGAAGAGGCAUCAUCGGCGGCGAGAUGACAGCCACUCUUCAAGUGAUAACGAUAAAAAAAAGAUGGGGAGAGGCAUUGCCAGCCGUGACAAAGUGCAAAGCGUAAAGUCAGAAGCCGUGGCCCCAGUACAGCAGCGCAGCAUGUGGCUCGAGGAUCUCACCGACCCCGCUGCCAGCCCCUUCUACCAGGACUCCAAGCCCGACAUCGCCAACUUGCAGUACAUGUCCCUGUACCGGGCGCACGUGGCCAGGUACCGGAGGAAAGGUAAAUCUUGCCUUGGGCUGCUCACUGGACGGCAGGCGGUGGAGUGGCAGACGCCCGGAUCCGGCAAGAAGCACCAUCGGAAGCGGCAAGGAGGCGGCGUUUGUGACGGUCGCUACUUCAGCCCCAAUUCUGUUGCCGCCACCGCCGCUGCUAUGGAAGAAGAGGAGGCACGGACGGUGGCACCACGAGACCCCGCGCCCCCGCCUACACCCGGAGAGUUCCUCCCGCUAAAGUCUGCUCCCGCUGGCGACGCAACUGAGCGGGCGGCGAGGGAGUUGGUGAACCCGCUGGGCGUGUACGAUGACUCCACCACGCUGUGGCUGCAGGGGAAGGCGACGGAGGGCGACGGCACGAGAGAGCAGGACUCAAGUGGCAUCACGGCCCUGAGCGCGAGAGAGCGACGAUUGCGCGACCGCGUGGAGCAGCUGAACCGCGCCGUGCGGGAGGACCCCGGCGACGUUGCCUCGUGGCUCGCCCUGGCUCGGCUGCAGGAUGAGCUGGCGCGCGACGCUUCCUCGCUGCUGCUCAUGAUUGAUGGCGGCGGCGGCAGCACUGGCGGCGGGGGCACGGAGAAGAGCAGGAAGGUGGCCGAGCGAGCGGUGCUGGAGAAGAAGCUGUCGGUGCUGGAGCGCGGCGUGGAAUCAAACCCGAGCUCCAUGGCUCUGCGGCUGGCUCGCCUGGAGCUGGGUCGCGACCUCUGGGAGUCCGGGCGUCUCGCCGGCGAGUGGAAGAAGCUCUCUUUCCUGCACCCCAACGACCCCGAGCUGUGGCGGCAGUAUCUGCUCUUCGCUCAGAGCCAGUACGCGACGUUCGGCGUGUCGCGCGUGAACGCGACCUACGGGAAGAGCCUCGCGACGCUGUCCGGCGUGGUGGACGGGACCCUCGUGUCGCACCCUCUGCUGCCCAACACGGAGUCGGCCAUGCUGGACAUCUUCUUGCAGCAGUGCCACUUUUUGCGGCAGGCCGGCCACACGGAGAAGGCCAUUUCGCUCUUCCAAGCCAUGAUGGACUUCAACUUCUACCGGCCAGACACCCUCGCCGAGGUCACCACCAGGGGCCUGGUGGAGUUCUUCGAGACAUUCUGGGACAGCGGGGAACCGCGGUUCGGCGAGCCCGGAGCGCGUGGGUGGAGUGCCUGGAUGAGGCAGAAGGAGAGGGGUGGCUGGGUGACCCUUGACCCUCCAGACGAGGGUGAUGAGGUGGGAGACGAUGACGGGGAGACGCCGGAGGAGGAGCUGGCGGCGUCCUCCGUGCCUCGCUGGCGCGCGUGGUUAUCCGUGGAGCGCUCGCGCGAGCGCCGCCAGUGGCUGCCGUGGCGACCGGAUAAGGGCAAAGGUCAGACGGAGACCGACUGCGAGGACCCGGACAGACAGGUAUUAUACGACGAUGUCGGCCCGUCUCUCUUCACGCUGCGCACCGCCGGCCUGCGGCGACAGCUCGUCGACCACUUCCUCACCUUCCUGGGCGUCCCGCCGGCGCCAGGACCGGCGGGCGGCGGGGGGUGUCACCGCCCGCCCCCGCCCUCCGCCUUGGACGACCCGGGGCUGCUGUUUGCCGAGGAGCGGGCGCCGUCGUUGGUGCGCGACGUGGCGGCGGCGCGGCCCGGCGCCACCGCCCUGGGACCGUCGCCCGACGUGGAGGAGGAGCAGGAGAACGAGUGGGGAGGAGCGACGGCGGCGGUCGCCGGGACCCGGCGGUGGCGGUGGAGCGGCGGCGCCGCCGGAGAGGAGUUCGUGAGGAGCGUGCUGGAGCAAGCACUCCAGCUGUUCUCCGGCGCGGAGCGGGCGGCCCUGGGUCUGCGCUGGCUGCGGCACCAGAGGGCAAAGGUGGAGGCCGUGCUGGGCUCGGGCGACCGCCGGCGCGCCAAGGCCCUCGGCAAGCGUAGCCGGCGCCUUGCAAAGACCCUCCUCAAGGAGCCGGCAAACCGCAACCGCCUGGAACUCUGGGAGGAGUUUGCGCUGCUCGAGUGGCGGCUCGGCGAGCGUGCGGCCGCCCGCAAGGUCCUGGACACGGCCAUCGCCGUGGCCACGGCUUCCGCCGGCGCCGCCGCCAAGACGGCCUCCCCGCCGCCGCUUAGCGACGGGCCCCUGUGCUCGCUGUGCCUCCGCUACGCGCAGCUGGAGCUCGAGGUGAAGGAGGGCGGCGCGGGCGCGGCUGGCGAGGGCGGCCAGCGAGCGACGCACGUGCUGGUCGCGCUGGCGGCGUCGGAUGGCGCCGGCUACUCCCCGUUUGACGGGCACCCCGCGCCGCCGAGCUCCGUGCUGCGCGCACGCAAGAGCUUCGAGCGCGAGCUCGAUGCGCUGCUGGCAACCGAAUGGAGCGCCGACGCCGACUCCGGUUCCAGCGGACGAGCCCGACUGGCGACGGUGGCGUGCUGCGCGGCGACGCUGCAGUACGUCACGGCCGGCGUGUGGGCCGCCGACGCCGUGUUCGCGCGCGCGAGCGCUGCGCUGCUGGCACGAGGUCGCGACCCCGGAACGAUAAAUCCGGAAGGGCAGGCGGUGGUGGCGGCGGCGGCGGCGACGGGAAGAGGCCGGGAGGCGCCGGCUUGCGGUGGUGUCCCUGCCGGCGGCGUGGAGCUGGAAUCGCUGCUGCUGGAGCGAGCGAGGCUGCUGCGUUUCCACGCGACGCUGGUGCCAUUCCCACGGCGGCCGCUGCGCGAGGCGCUGAGCAGCGCCGUGGCACUCGUCCCCGACAGCGCCGAGCUGCUGCGGAUGUACACGCAGAACGAGACGGCGAGCGGAGGCCUCCACAUGGGGGAGCUGCGUCGAGCGUUGGGCCGGCUCAUGAGGACCGAGGGCAGCCCCCUGCCCUGGCUCUUCGCCGUGUACGCCGAGCUCCGGCGCAAGAGGGCGGUCGACUCCAUCUCCGGCUCGGGCAGAGACGCGGUCUCCGUGGCGAUACCGGAGUCCGGGCUGAGCAACCGCUUGCGCUCGCUGCUGGAGCGUGCGCUGAGCGUGCCCUCCGUGGCGCGCUGCCCCCUCGCGUGGCGUCUCUACUUGCACUUCUUGAGGGUUCAGGGCACGACGUCGCGCAGUGAGGGGAUCCUCUACCGUGCUGUGCAGGCCUGCCCCUGGGCAAAGGUGCUGUACAUGGACGCUGUGCGGAGUUUCCCCGAGCGUGUGCAGGAGCUGACGGACAUGAUGACGGAGAAGGAGCUUCGUCUGCGCGCUCCACCCGAGGAGGUGGACAUCCUCAUGGAGGACUAACCGGGAGGACGCUACUCUUGUCGCGCUCUCACCCUGCCGCUUUGCUGUCCUUCCUCCGCACCUCCGAUUGGCGCGGUUGGCUACGUACGGUGCGAAAGAAGUUCAACAUACGUACUUUGCUGCCCCCGCUGGCACGGGCCAACCAAACUCCCGGAGAAAUGUAAGGCCCUGGAAGCCGCAUACCGGGGGAGGUAGAAAAUCAGAGAUGGUACGCUGGGGGCGACCGAAUGUCGGAAACACCGAACGCUGGAGUGGGGGGGGGGGUCCGAAAACUUAUCGGGGUACAAGAACAGCGGGCAGACUGAACCCAGGAGAAGACUGAACAUUGGUUGGGUUGAUCGAACAUCGAAGAUGUUGACACCGGCGAGACCAAACACCAGAGUGACCAAACACCGACUUUGUGUUCUUUCGGAGCGAGGAGUCACAGCAGGGGGACGUGGGUCUGCAAAAAUAAUAAUAUGAUAAUGCAUUGCAACUCUUUGUCACUUAAUUGCUGGUUGAAGGGGGCCCUCACCAUUGUUUUUCUAUCUCGCGGCUUGUUUGACCAUACUUGUUACCGCGGUGGUCAUUGUGGGUUGGUGAACGGCAAAGAGGGCUCAGGAAACCGGUUCAGAUGUCACUCGGCCAGCCGAUGGUGGCCGCGUCCGGGAUUCGAUCUCGGGGUUUCCACGUUUCGUAGACGCGGGAGCGUUAGCCGCUGCGCCGCGGCCCCGCUCCUGCGUGUGGCUUUGUGCGUGAACUCCAGCUCGGGUCGCUUUUUUUGUUCUGGGAGCGGGGAAGUGCGUUUUUCGGAAUUUUUGUGAACACAAAUGUGAGCCGCCCGGCCGCAUCUCUGUGAAUGCGGUGGGCCGCGUGAGCAUUGUUCACCUGCAUUUUAAGGCGGGCGUGUGAAGCAAGGCAAAUAUUAGUUUUGUCUUAGCGCUAAUGCCUCUGAAAUAAAGUUUACUUUUAAGAGAGUCAAUAAAAGCCACCACUGCGAAGUUCUUCAAAAUAUUCGGAAACCCUAACGUGUGAGGACCUGGGUGUAGCUUUGUCCUGUAACUGGCUGCACGUAACCGUUUUGGUACAGGUAAAUAAAGUGCAAAAAAGUGGACAAUUGUUCCCGAACGUUUACACCCCAGUGUUCCACACAGUAGGCAAUCCGCGUUUCCGUGAUCGUGUAAAUACAGAAGGGUGUUUCACAUGA